Messenger RNA from Spodoptera litura, 511 nucleotides. NCBI's taxonomy places the organism in Eukaryota, Metazoa, Arthropoda, Insecta, Lepidoptera, Noctuidae. The record is from RefSeq and is a predicted model, not a curated record.
UGCUCCGUUAAUUAAUAUAUAAUUGCAACUAAUAGCCGAACAAAUUGAUUUAUUUGCUACAAACUGUGAAUAAUUACUUUCACAGAGAUCUUUAUUUUACUUGAGCAAUCAUUCUAUUGUUGCGGUUUGCUCCGGUAAAAUGAUAAUAAUCGUUGCAAGUAUUUUAUUAAUAAUGCAAGUAACAUGGGUUUCCAACAACCAGACGAGUUGUGACGAGAGAGGCCCUUUAUGUGGAAACGAUGGUAAUACUUAUGCUAACAUGUGUGAGCUUAUAUGGGCAAGAAUUAACGAUCCAGACCUUCAAAUACUACAUGAUGGUACCUGUACCGGCCAAGGAGUAACAGGCGACGCCUCCCAAAACGAAGUUAAAUUGGUAAUGGCAUUAAAAUCUAAUAUGCCUGCAAAGGAAGACUACAAGAAGAUUAAGGAAGUAAUGCCUCCUGGAUGGCCUCCUUUUGGCCUAGUGCCAUUAGAAGUAGAGAAAUAAAACGAUGUAAAAAUAAAUAAAUCU